GGCUGCGACGCGGAUACGGCCGAUUGACCACGAUUCCACACGAUUCCUCAGCUGCCCCUCUCCUCGUCGCUCCCUAUCCUGCCAGCAAUAUAGAUGGGCCAGUCGAAUCAGUCCCCCGACAACCGAGCCGCCGCCGCCGCCGCCGCCUCUGCUCCUGCGUCUCCCGUCGAGGGCCCGUCAUCAAGCAGCCGGUCGUCCUUCUUCUCGCGCUUUAGCCUGCUCCGCUCGCGCGCUCGCAACAUUGCCGACUUCCAUAUCCGACCCGCCGAGCCACAUCGCAACUAUGGCGCCGGGGACCACGUGAAGGGCGCGGUUAUCUUGACCAUAGUCAAGCCUGUCCGCAUCACACACCUCGUCGUGUCGUUACACGGCUACAUGCGCGUCUACAAGGGGCCUAACGUUCCCGCCAACGAGCCCAUUGUCGACCCUGCCGAGGUGCCCGCCAUUCCGAUUCUCAGCUCGCGUCAGAAAAGCCACCCGUCAGGCUACGUGAAGCUGUUCCAAGAUGAGCAAGCCCUCAGUGCUGAUGGGCGGCUCGAGCCGGGCAGAUAUGAGUUCAACUUUGAUCUGCUCUUCCCUACCCAUGGGCUACCGAGCAGCAUAGAUUUUGAACGCGGUACUAUCUCGUACGUGAUCACGGCCACCUUGACCCGUCCGACAUCGAUGGGGACCAAGGUGCCGCCCAAAACGAGCUGUGAGCGGAAAAUAAGUCUUAUCGAGAAAGUUGAUGUUGGCCCUCUGGCUCCGCCACGACCUCGCACAAUAUACCUAGAGCCUGUAUCAAAGCGGCCAAAGAAGAAAAAGCAACCCGGCGUUAGCGCUGAGAAAGUUUUGGCUGCCCCUGACACGGCCGAGCCAGCCUCCGAUAUGGAUUCAACACGAGCAAACGAAAAUUCCACAGAAGGUUCGCUAUCGGUCAUUGGAGAGGACCGCCACGAGGAGGCUGCGGGCAGCAAUUCGAGAAAUCUGGCGCAAUGUGAUGUGCGGAGCGUGAGCAGUGAUAGCGCUGUCAGUCGCAGUACUGACCGAAGCAAAUGUGGCGAUAACAGUCACCCCGUGACCUCUCCCACUGCUGUAUCCGGCGGAAAAGCGAUCUCCGCCGUGAAAGAGCGCACAAUCACCGCAACCGUUGAGCUGCAAAAAGGUGGCUGUCUGCCAGGCGACACGGUGCCCAUCAAGAUAUCCGUCCAGCACAUUAAAAGGAUAAAGAGCCUGCAUGGAGUUAUCGUGACUCUCUACAGGCUAGGUCGCAUAGACUCGUCCCCCUGGCUGCCUUCUAAGGAGCUGCCAAGCUCAAAUGAUCGGAAGGGGGGAAAGGAAGAGUAUUACCCCAAGUCCAAGACCGGGCUCGGCGGCCUUUCUCUGUCAGCAGCCGGUUCGUGCAGUGUAUUCCGGAAAGACCUAUCUCAGUCUUUAGCCCCCCUUAUCAUCGACCCGGCCACCUUGACGGCAACACUAACAACGUCGGUACGCGUCCCUGAGGACGUGUUUCCCACCAUCAAAGGUGUUCCCUACGAGAUGAUUACAUUCAAAUACCAUGUCGAAGUCAUUGUGGAUCUUGGGGGGAAGCUGGCCAACCAGAUCCAAGCCGGGAAGUCUUCUGGGGCAAGGGUCAACACCGUGAGCGGACCGCUCGGUUUGACAGGCACUGCUUUCGAUGGCGCAGCCUCACUAACAUCAUGGGGAACGAGCAUUAUCGAUACAGACAGACUUCGGCGGCAGAAGGGCGUAAUCUCUGUCAUGUUUGAAGUCGUUGUCGGAACGACAGAUAGCAACCGGCUCCGGGGCAAGGCUCCAUUCAAACCUACACCUUCCGUCCACACUGUGCCCGUCCGCGAACGCGACUUGUACGACGGCGACAGGGGCGAGAAGCAGCCUUGGCCGGCACCGGCAGAAAACGAUCCCUAUGCGCCGGCUGACUACCCCCAUGAUUACGGCCCGUCACCCGCUUCUCAACCCACAUACUCCGCACUAUGGAACUCACCCUCCCCGCCACCCCCGUCCGCACCCGUACCCUACUACAUCCCUCCACCAGAGGUACCGGACGAAAGCACGCUCACCGAAAAGGAGCGCAUCAGACGCGCCGAGCAGAGGCUACUGCCUAGCCAGCCCCCGGAAAUACCAACCUCCGUUGUCGCGGGUCCCUCGGGUGCCCAUCAUCCUCCAGCCGCCGACGUGCCCAUCGCCGACGAAAACAUUUACGACGCCGAAGACGACGCCGCCCAGCCGCCUCCUCCUCCUCCCCCGCCGCUGCUGCUGCCGCCUGACGCAGCAGACACGCCCUCGGCUCCGACACUCGAAGACCUCUCACAGGGCACCGCCCACUACCACCACCCGACAGAGGACAAGCAGGAGCUGGAAAGACAACGGCUCCUUGCCGAGGCCAGCGCGCCGCCAGAGUUUCCCGAGGAUUGUGACCCUGGACCGAGCAGUGCCGCGCCCCUUGCUGUGCGGGUACCCUCGGCGGCGGCGGCGGCGGAGGAGUUUGAACCCUCGGCGCCGGUGCUUUCGGAGGAGGAGGGCGGUGGGGAAGGGGAUCGGAGUGCUGCUGCUGCUGAGCGGGUGUAUGCGGCAGAGGAUUAUACGUAUACGUACUCGUAUGGCCCGCAUUUGGCUUCGGCUUCGGAUGAGGCAGAGGCUGGGGGUGGGGGUGUAGGUGUGGAGGCUGGGUCGGAGCCGUUGCCUAGGUAUGAACGAUGAUUCUCCGUUUUUUUAUUUUUUUUUUAUUUUUUUUUAUUUUUUUUUCCUCUUAUCUUGUUGAUGGUAUAUGCUGUUCUAUGGUCUGGAAGGAGAGGAAU
Molecule: messenger RNA, 2798 nt
Organism: Canariomyces notabilis
Lineage: Eukaryota; Fungi; Ascomycota; Sordariomycetes; Sordariales; Chaetomiaceae
Exons: 2
Coding region: 94-2700 (868 amino acids)
Biological process (GO): ubiquitin-dependent endocytosis
Cellular component (GO): cytoplasm; cytosol; plasma membrane
Molecular function (GO): protein-macromolecule adaptor activity; ubiquitin protein ligase binding
Source: RefSeq, a predicted model, not a curated record